Messenger RNA from Humulus lupulus (European hop), 3277 nucleotides. Its product is annotated as putative disease resistance protein At1g50180. The coding region runs from base 128 to 2416 and encodes 762 amino acids. Lineage: Eukaryota; Viridiplantae; Streptophyta; Magnoliopsida; Rosales; Cannabaceae. Gene Ontology annotation, biological process: defense response to other organism. The record is from RefSeq and is a predicted model, not a curated record. Gene Ontology annotation, molecular function: ADP binding. The transcript is spliced from 6 exons.
CCAACCUUCUACUUUUUGUUAAUCUAAAUCUAAAGAUCUAUGAUCAUCUAUAAUCAGCCGAAAUUAUCAAACAAAACUUGAAACCGAGUUAUAGAGAAUUCAGAAGAAAGAAGAAAAUAAAAAAGAUAUGGCAGAAGCUGUUGUUUCCUGUGUGAUUGAAAGACUUGGAGACUUGCUAAUCGAUGAAGCCAAAUUCUUGUGGGGAGUCAAAGGCCAAAUCGAGAAUGCACAGAGCAAGCUGCAAUGUAUGAGCGCUUUCUUACAAGACGCAGAUGCUUUUGUAAGAAAUGGUGAUAGGAGAGUACGUCUUUUGGUUGUCAAAGUCAGAGAUACUUCUUAUGACUUGGAGGAUGUUAUUGAAACUUAUGUCUUCAAAGUGGCUCUGAAGAAGAACGAAGGUGUGGUGAGUAAACUGAAAAGAUAUGUUUGCAUCUCCAAGAAAGGAAUUGAUGUCCAUGGAGUUGGAUCAAAGAUAGAGGAGAUCUCAUCUAACAUUGAUACUUGGACUUCAGAAUUACAAAAGUAUGGAGUACAUGAGUCAAUGGUUAUGGCAGCUGGAACAUCUUCAAACCAAGUUCGUGAGCAAAGACGACGGGCUUAUUCUCAUGUUGUGGAGAAUGAUGUUGUUGGAUUUGAGAAAGACAUCAAAGAAUUGGUAGCCCAUUUGACUGGGAAAGAGAAUCCUCAAAAUCCUAGGGUGAUCUCUGUAUGUGGGAUGGGUGGCUUGGGGAAGACUACCCUAGCCAGAAAGGUUUAUCAUCAUCCUCAAGUCAGGAGUCACUUUGAUUGUUUUGCUUGGGCCUCGAUAUCUCAGCAGUGUAAUAGACGCAACGCCUGGGAAGAAAUCUUAUUUGGUUUCACUUCUCCCACCAAGGAAAGAAGAGAAGAAAUCAAAAUUCUCAGUGAUGGUGAAUUAGCGGAAGAGCUCUACAACUUUCAGAAAGAGAAGAAAUGUUUGGUGCUCCUCGACGAUAUAUGGUCCACUGACACAUGGGAUCUUCUAAAAGAUGCAUUCCCUCGAGGUGACAUUGAUAGCAAGAUUUUACUCACUACUCGAAUGAUGAAUAUAGGUCCUUAUGCGGAUCAACAUUGCUACAUCCAUAAACCUACGUGUCUCGAUGAGAAUCAAAGCUGGGAGCUGUUUCAGAACAAAUCUUCAUAUUUUGGAAAGGAUCAAACAAACAUAAAAGAUGCGGAAAGAAUGGAAGCAAUAGGGCGAGAGAUGCUUAAAGAAUGCUCUGGUUUGCCAUUAGCUAUCAUUGUGCUCGGAGGGCUUCUUUCUACGAAACACUCAGUUGAUGAAUGGGAGGAGAUGAAAAGAAAUGUGGUGAGAUACAUAAGUAAAGGCAGAGAGCAUGGUGACUCGGAAUGCCAUGGUGUUUCAUGGGUGUUAGGUUUGAGUUACGAUGAGUUGCCAUUUUACUUAAAGCCUUGUUUUCUAUACUUGGCUCGUUAUCCUGAAGACGUCAUCAUAGAAGUAAAAGAAUUAUGUCUUAUGCUCAUGGCAGAAGGUUUUAUAUCGCCAAAAAGACAUUCAGCGGAAACUAUCGAAGAUGUAGCAUAUGAUUACUUAAGUGAGUUGGUGGAGAGGAGCAUGGUUCAAGUAGAAAAUUGGGGUUUAAGAGGAAAAAUGAAAACAUUUCGCAUUCAUGAUCUUAUGCGAGACUUGUGUGUGUCUAAAGCUCAAGAUGAGAAUUUUCUACAUCUUAUUGAAUUGAGGAAUCAGUUGGAAGAGCCACCAAAACCUGUAUCUACCGUAGCAAGGAGAGUUUCCAUUUAUUUUCAUGGUUUUUCUCAUGAUAAUUUUUUUAGUUUUGUUGAUAGCAAAAAUAGCUCUGUUAGGUGCCUUACUGUAGAUGGGGGAGGUACCACACAACAAGUAUUGAGACGUGGGUUUAAUAGGUUUUUAAUGCUUAGAGUUUUAAAUCUAAGUUUCCUGAUCAAUAUUGAUUUGAAGUUGCCUGAAGAAAUUGGAAAGCUUAUUCACCUAAGGUUGUUGAGUAUUAGUGCCGAGGUGGAAAAGAUCCCAUCUUCUAUUGGUAAUUUGAGAUACCUGCAGACUUUAAAGUUAAGACUGGAGAGCGAUGAUAGAGUACCAGAUGUAAUCUGGAAGUUAGAACAACUUAGACAUUUACACUUGUCCAUGGGGUUUGGUCAACCGGCGUUCAAGUUGAGGUUACCUAACAUUAGAAAUUUACAAACAUUGAAAGGAUUUUCAACUGAGUGCUUUUAUUGGAAUGAUUUUCUACAGUUGAGGAAUCUCAAGAAAUUAAGGAUUUCUCUGGGUGAAAAUUUGGAGAAUAUUUACCACGAUCCCCCAACCGUCACAUUUGAUUGUCUUCGGCAUUUACAACUGCUAUGGCAUUGCCUCCUCUAUUCAACUGCUAUACACUGUCGGAAAUCGUUGACUCAUUAGGACUGAAAGAUUCCUGUAAAAAAAAACUGGGUGGACUUGCUGGAUUUCUUCCUUGUUGGAGGUGAAAUAUAUUGGCAAUCUUUCAACAGAGACAGUGACUAUUUCAAACUUUAGUUAUGUGUGUUCUAUGAGCCCUAUAUAUCAUAAUUUACAUGUCUGCGGAAUGGUACGAGCCAGGUUGCUGUCUGGAGUGACCUCUUCAUGGAAGUGUGGCUAUUGUCGAAGCUCUUGUACGACGAUUGCACAAGUUUGGUGGACAACUUUCUCUAAGCACAAACAAGGACUUUCGAAUUCAUCAUAUAGUCUGAAAUGAUUGGGAAAAAGGAGUUGAUGCUGAUCAAAAUGUAGUUCAAAUAUCUGUACCAAGUGUACAUAGUCCUGGUCUUGUGCCACCUCAGAAACAUGUAUUACAUGCUUAUCUGCCAGGGACUGAACCUUAUGAACUAUGGAAAGGACUUGAUCAUCUAAUAUCUGAAAGAUCAGAGGUUAUGUUGAGAGCAGUGGAAGGUGCAAUUGGUCCCGGGUUCAGCAGGGACAAGCGUGAAGUGAAGUUUGUUGGAUCCCCAUUGACACACGAAGAAUUUCUUAGGAGUAACAGAGGAAGAUAUGGGCUAGCCAUAGAAGCUGAAACUGGCAGCUUUCCCUGACAUAGGAGUCCCUGCAGUGGCUGCCAGAGGAGCCACAACUCUCGCAACUCCUUUUAUAUGCUUUCUUCAUUACCUAAGUUGGCCUCUCACUUCUUUUAUUUUCCCAACAAAACAAUGAUUAGUUUGAGAAUUGUUAUGAUUCUCUAUAUAGCUUGUAAUAAUUAGUCUUGAUUGUUCAUACUAAACCUGAGAAGUACUUUUUUUUUAAUCUUCA